Molecule: messenger RNA, 876 nt
Organism: Pollicipes pollicipes
Lineage: Eukaryota; Metazoa; Arthropoda; Thecostraca; Pollicipedomorpha; Pollicipedidae
Product: ATP synthase subunit O, mitochondrial
Exons: 3
Coding region: 129-755 (208 amino acids)
Biological process (GO): proton motive force-driven ATP synthesis
Molecular function (GO): proton-transporting ATP synthase activity, rotational mechanism
Source: RefSeq, a predicted model, not a curated record
CAUCUCCAACUUCCUCGCAUUUCUCUCGUGCCCCCUGCACGGUGCAAGCCGGACGUAAAAACUUCGUGAAAUUUCUUUGGUGCACCGGCAUUUUAGUUUGUUUUGUGUGCGUGGAUAAGGCGUGCAACAUGGCUUCCUGUAAUUUAACGCUUGUCCGUCGGCUCAGCACUUCUCCAAUUGCCCGGGCAAUGAUCAAGACACCUAUUCAGGUGUAUGGCAUCGAAGGGCGCUAUGCAUCUGCUCUGUACUCGGCUGCCAGCAAGUCCAAGUCACUGGACAAGGUGGAAAAGGACCUGAUUGAGGUGCAGGACCUCCUGAAGACCGACACCAUGUUCCGCAACUUUGUGCUGAACCCCACCCUGCAGAAGGAAGCCAAGCGACAGGCCAUGGAGAUGGUGGCCACUAAGAAGAAGACAGCGGACUCAACCAAGAACUUGUUGCUGCUGAUGGCCGAAAAUGGCCGUCUGAACAAGCUGGACAGUGUGGCCACCUCCUUCCGCACGCUGAUGGCGGCGCACCGUGGUGAGGUGGUGUGCGAGGUGACGACAGCCAAGCCGCUAGACGCCGCCGGCCAAAAGGAAGUGGAGGCCACGCUCAAGGCGUUCCUCAAGAAGGGCGAGGUGCUGAAGUACUCCACCAAGGUGGACCCUGCCAUCGUGGGUGGCAUGGUGGUCACCGUCGGCGACAAGUAUGUGGACAUGUCGAUCGCCUCGAGGAUCAAGAAGUACACGGAGGCCAUCUCGACGGCCGUUUGAGCGGCUGCCGGCGGCGAGCUAGACGUUCGGGGUGUAUGUGCUGGUUAUGUGGAAGUGAUAUGGCCACUUGGUUUGGUGUGUGCCACAGUUCUAAUACAGCUGUCAAAACGGACCGACCAAA